This is a messenger RNA of Astrephomene gubernaculifera, 2095 nucleotides long. The record is from the annotation of a GenBank genome assembly. NCBI's taxonomy places the organism in Eukaryota, Viridiplantae, Chlorophyta, Chlorophyceae, Chlamydomonadales, Astrephomenaceae.
AUCGAAUUUUACCUUUGCUACAUUCCUGACUCAUAGAUCUACGUCAAGCUGUAACUCAACACGCAAGAAAUGCUCACUAUCAGCCAAUCGCGCAGCUCGACGCGAGUACAGGCACCCCCCGGCGGUCACUCUUCCAUAAGCCUCGGCGGUGCUGCCGAUCCGCCUCUCAGCCCUACAAAAGCUGCAGCAGCCCCCGAGGCCGAUGUUGCACCCCCAGAGACCUCGCCUGUUGUAGUUGUUGCGGAGCCAGAAACUGCGGAUGUCGCAGGACUUGCAGCUGUUGAGGACGGGCCUUCGCUAGAACUCCUUAAGCUGCAGGCUAUUGGGGCGCUUGCUGGGGCAGAAGACGCUCCGGAAGUGCGGGAUGCCAUUACCGUUCUUCUGAAGCAACUGCAAAUCGCUUCGGCGGCCAAGAAGGAAAAUUCGGAGGAGCCAGGGCUUGCAGCCCCUGUGGAUGCGGAGGCCGCUGCUGCCGCUACGGACCCCGGCUCCGUGGCGCUGGCUGCACUGAAGACCGCCCUGAAGCUGCGCGGCACCCAUGGUAUCAUCAGCAUCGGCAGGAAGUUCCGCUCCAUGGAUGAGGACGGAGACCGCAAGCUGUCGUACGACGAGUUCAAGCGUGGCCUGCUGGACAUGAAGCUGGGGAUGUCCGAGGCCGACAUGACGCGGCUGUUCCGCCACUUUGACAAGGACGCCUCGGGCUACAUCACCUUUGACGAGCUGCUGUACGGACUGCGAGGGGAGCUCAAUGAGCGGCGGCUGGAGAUGGUGCGGCGCUGCUUCAAGGUGCUGGACAAGAAGGGCGAGGGCAAGGUCACGCUGGCCGACAUGGAGCGCCGCUACGACGCAUCGCGGCACCCCGACGUGGUGGCUGGCACCAAGACGCAGCGCAUGGUGUUGCUUGAGUUCCUGGGUGUGUUCGAGUCGGCGGGCGGCGGCACCAAGGGCGACGGCCUGGUGGAGUUCGAGGAGUUCAAGUCGUACUACACCCAGGUCAGCGCCAACAUUGACCCGGGCAACAGCGGCGACGACUACUUCGAGCUCAUGAUGCGCAACGUGUGGCACGUGAGCGGUGGCGAGGGCUGGUGCGCCAACACCACCUGCAAGCGCGUGCUGGUGGUGCUGGAGGAUGACACGCAGAAUGUGAUGGAGCUGACGGAUGACUUUGACGUUGACGUGAAGGACCUGACGGCGGUGAAGGCCAAGCUGGCGGAGCAGGGCGUCACGGGUAUCAAGAGUGUCGCGCUGUACGGCGACAUGGCGGCGGUGGACAGCAUCUCCGGUGGUGGUGGCUCAGGCGCCUCCACCCCCCGCGGCUCCCCCGCCCCCUCCUCGGAGCCCACCUUCCGGCCCUCCACCGGGGGUCGCCGAGGUGGCGACCACAACCGCAGCAGCAUCAUUUUUGGUUAAGUAGAUAAGGCAGCAGGAUUGUGAGUGCUGGAGGAUCAUAAAGGGCAUGAGAGCCGGAUAGGCUUGUGUACAAGUCAACGUAGCCGCGAGGAGACGGUGACUGAGACGGGCAGGAGAUAAAAGGCCAACCGAUGCAGUCCAGUAAUGGUACGCAGCCAUUUUUGCACCUAUGCGUGACACAUUCAUGGAUAAGCCACGCUGCGCUAAGGCGUGCGAGUGUUUAUGUUUACCACGUAAAUGCACAUUGCCCUAACCGUUAGGGCAAACAACGCGUGAACUGGUGUACGUGGCAAGACGUACACCGUAGUACUGCAUACUCUAGGAUUUGAAAGCAUGGACACUUGGUCUUAUAGAUUGAUAAAGCCUGGGCGCUGAUUCUGCCUUUCACUGUGAACAUGCCGCGGCACUGGGCAAAGAAGCACGCAGGCAUGUCCCUGCCCGAGAUGCUGGUGGUAGGGGUCAAGGAGGCGGCCUUCAUGGCUAAGAAGAAGCUGAAGAACCAAAAGUAGUGGAGGUGUUGUGGCUGACAGCACGCGUUUCAGUGACAAGCUUGGUGCUUUGGCGUAGGGUAUUUGGUUUCCUAGUAUCUUAGGGAAAGCAUGGACAGGUUACGACAAGCUUAUUUGCCUUUAAUUACAACAACACAACCAGACUUGCUACCAUAUUGCUGCAACUCCUCUUACCA